Molecule: messenger RNA, 198 nt
Organism: Eruca vesicaria subsp. sativa (arugula)
Lineage: Eukaryota; Viridiplantae; Streptophyta; Magnoliopsida; Brassicales; Brassicaceae
Source: the annotation of a GenBank genome assembly
AUGGAGCUGGCGAGAGCGUUUUUGAAGUUGGGAGAGGUGUACGUGAGGAUCGAAGGUGCGAUGAUGAAUAAGUUGGAGAAGCAGAGGAUGGAAGCUGCAAAGAAGCUUGAGUUGCAAAGGAUGAACAUGUUGAUGGAUAUGCAGAUGGAGCUCAAAAGAUCCAAGCUUGGCAAACGUAGAGUUGCUGCAUCAGAUUGA